Molecule: messenger RNA, 1773 nt
Organism: Cotesia congregata
Lineage: Eukaryota; Metazoa; Arthropoda; Insecta; Hymenoptera; Braconidae
Source: the annotation of a GenBank genome assembly
AUGAAUUAUCCAGUUAAAGAUGAUUUGGAAACAACGACAAGAUGCGUAGGAUCAACAGCGCGAACCCAGCACGCGCGAGCGACGCAAAGAGAAGUCACGCGAAUAUUAUUAACAGCUCGAGAAAACUUGCUGAAUGACAUCGCAGACUUGGCAAGGCUCUUGCCGUCUCGAGAGCAGCGGGACCUGGAAAUCGCCGAGCGUAAGCACAAGGAGGCGAGCAAGAUGAUUGAUACCGACGAGGUUGACAUCGCACAACUUUGCGCACAAAAUAUCGUCCUCUGGCACAUUUUCCUCGAGGCUUUCUCCAAGCAGGAGCCUGUGCACCAGCAUUUAGCUCGGAUUCACCAUCAACUACGCGUUAAACGGUUCUCUGAAGGGUUCUUUGUUCUCGAGAAUCCACGAACAUCAGCAGCAGGCUGCUACGACGCAAAUUAUCAAUCUUAUCAAGCGGUGAGUGAGGCAGCCCGGAGAUCGCGUUACUUGGCGGCUCUUCCACCCUUACCGGUUCACUGUCCUGAGCUCGAUGGCGAUCUCAAUUCCCUUCCUUUGAUAUUCGAGGACAAUUACGCUGACAUGCAACAGAGGCAUCGUAACAGCGUUCCCAGCAUAGAAGACUGCAGCUGCGGGAUAUCCGCGAUCCUGGAGUCCCGCGGGUCCAGCGUCUGGUCACCCCGCAGCGAAGGAGCCGCCCAGGACAUCGCCUCGAUCCAGGCCAGGCUGUCUCUAGGACCAACCUCGCUCCCAGCUCGUCACAGCAAGUCCUUGGACCAGUUGGGCCCUGAAAUAGCCAGCCCGCAGCCCAGAACUUCGCCGAAAACGCUUCCGAGGUCCGCAUCGACACAACUAUUCCCUCGGCAGCGGUCAGGAGGACGCAAUCCAACUCCGCCGACCUCAGUGCCCUCCAAGGGGAGGUCUCGCUCCCAGGCUCCGCUUCACACUGCUCGGAGCACAACGCUCUUUCCUCCCUCGGGUCAGCAGCAGGCUUUCUCCGCGCCGAACCCGUCUCUAGGGUCAACGCCAGUAAUGCCGCUCCCACGAGCAAAAUCAACCCAAAUGUUGGUCGCAAACUCCGGACACGAGUACAUGCAACCCUCGACAUCAAUAACCUCGCUGUUAGCCGCGAUGUUUCCCGAGCUGCCGCCAAACGGACACUUCCCGGGGUAUCGACCUUCGAACAAGACCUGCGAGUUCGGAAUUCCCUCCUGCAACUUCGACUUGAAUAAUAAAUUCGGGUCCUUUGAUAGCAAUCACAAGCCGGAGUCUAACAGCACCGGGAACCAGCGGAUACGACUGGAGCCCCGAAGCCAUCGGCUCUUCCACCACGACAAGUCGCUAAACAUCCCGAACGGAGUGUUUGAUCAAACCAAUUCCGGCAACAUGCGAUCCGCGACCCUGGAUCGCGUGACCUAUCGCGGGAACCACCGGAAGCAGGCUGCCAAGAGUAACACCGACAACCGGCGGUAUCACACCCUCGGGAAGUCUUCCGGACACCCGGAGAGAGUAAAAUCCCAGGACUUCCUUAAUACUUUGAACGGAGACGCCCAGAGCCACACUUUGCUUGUUGAUCCUUUGAACAAGAGGUUUAGUGGCGUUUAUGGUGACGUCAAUGUCGAUUCCUUUUUCUACAGGACCAACGGGACCAGCGGCAAGAACUCUGACCGCCCGAAGAGACCCAAGAGUACUGAGAGGCUCUUUGAUGUUGGUCGGGUCGAUUACUCCCAGGAUAAGGAGAAUUAUGAACGCGAUAGAUAUAUCAAUUCACGCUUUAGAAAA